This is a messenger RNA of Oryza sativa Japonica Group (Japanese rice), 2664 nucleotides long. RefSeq names its product protein trichome birefringence-like 24. Gene Ontology annotation, cellular component: Golgi apparatus. Gene Ontology annotation, molecular function: O-acetyltransferase activity. The record is from RefSeq and is a predicted model, not a curated record. NCBI's taxonomy places the organism in Eukaryota, Viridiplantae, Streptophyta, Magnoliopsida, Poales, Poaceae.
ACUUUGGACACAGAUUCCCACGACUGCACUUAUUUUGGGACAGAGGUAGUACAAGAUAAUUAAAAAAGUAGAAAUUUUGGUUUGGAAUCUACUAGAAAAACUACUCCACAACACAAGGUUUAUAAUUUACAAUAAAAAAAUAUUGUUUAGAAUAUAAUAUUCAUUUUUAAAAAUAUUUCUUUUAAUGUAAGAUAUGACGAUAUAUCCUAUUACUGUUCUAAGAUAGGCAAAUACAUUAAAUUAUAUGUGCCUAUUUCUUGAAAUAAAAACAGAUUGUGGAUCACUUCGUCAGCUUUGUCGCCUUCAGCUAAAUUGUACAAUAUUAAACUAUACGGAUAAAAUAUAUACUUUUGCCUACGUCAUUUUAAAGUCAAACAUACUUUGAUUGAACUGUAUGGAUAAAUAAUGAACUAUCACCAACAUAAUCCAGCAUGUCACCAUGGUUACUCUACACAUAAUUUGGUUUACAUCAGGCAAUAAUAAUUCAUGAGAAUUAUCAUUUACUUCUAUCAUCAACCAGAGGUACAUAGAAACAACAAUGAGAGUGUAUUUGGAUAAUGGGUUAGGAGAGGUGGAAUUGGUAAAUGGAAAUGAAUGGAGGGAUACGAUGAAAUGGAGCGAGAAGAAUGAAUGGUUAGGAUUGAAACUUAUCCUUUGAGAGAUAAGAAAUCAUAUCCCAAACCUAUUACAUGGUCUGAAGUAAAUAAGAUACUUGAGCCACAGCCACAAAAAAAAGUCAUGGUGAAAAACCACAGAGUGUGCUGUUACUCUGCAGUGCAAAAGAAGGGAGUAGAAAAUAACCUGAAAAUGAAUCGAGCGGUGGGUCACACAAAAAGCACCUGCCCACUGCCUUCCCCUUCCUCGUUGGCAGCUUCCCCCGGCGCCACCUAUGCCUCGCCGCUUCACCCUCCACUCUUUCCCGUUUUGCCCCUCCUCCUGCCUCUUCUUCCUCUUCCUCCAGCCACCGAACUCACCAACAACGAGACGACUCAGGGGAGAUCAACCUGCUCUCCACUACUGUGGACUGCAGUGGAGUCCGUGGUGAGUGAGGCACACACACGCGUCCUUCUCCGGCGAACGAUGGGGUGGGGUGAGCCGCCGGCGCCGCAGCAGAGGAAGGCGGCAGGGGGCGGCGGGCUGAAGCUGCUGCUGUCCGUGCUCCUCGUCGGCCUCGCCCUGCGCCUGCUCGUCAACCCCUCCGCGUACCUCCUCCUUUCGUCGUCGUCGACGACGACCACCGCCGCCGUCGCGCUAGGGCAAGGGGACGACGCGGUCCUCGCCGGCGGCGGCUCGCUGCCUUCCAACGGAAGUUGUGAUUUAUUCCAUGGUAAAUGGGUCCCUGAUUCAUCUGGCCCUGAUUACACUAACAACAGCUGCCGCUUCAUCGAGACUCCGCAGAACUGUAUGACAAAUGGAAGGCCUGACAGUGGCUAUCUUUAUUGGAGAUGGAAGCCCUAUGGCUGCGAGAUGUCGCGGUUUGAGGGCGAGAAGUUUUUGGAGGCCAUGCGGGGAAAACAUUGGGCUCUUAUUGGUGAUUCAAUCCUCCGAAAUCACGUUCAAUCGUUGCUUUGCCUUCUUGCUAAGGUUGAAGAGCCUACUCAGGUCUACCAUGACAAGACAUUCAAAUCAAGGAAGUGGCACUUUGCUUUGCACAACAUCACAGUCUCUCUUAUCUGGGCACCGUUCCUUGUCGAAGCUGAAAUAUUUGAGGAUGAUGAUGGAGUAUCAACUUCUGAGCUCCAACUGCACCUUGACAUUCUUGACUCAAACUGGACAAGGCAAUGGAACAGCUUCGACUAUGUCGUGAUAUCGACAGGCCAAUGGUUCCCGAAAACCGCAGUCUACUGGGAGAAUGGAGCUGUGACCGGCUGCCACUAUUGCCAGGACAAGAGUGUAGCGGAACUGACUUUUGAGUAUGCCUUCCGCAAGUCACUCAGAAAAACCUUCCAAUUCAUCACGUCCUCACCUCACAAGCCAGUGGUCUUCUACAGAACAUGGUCACCGUCGCAUUUUGAGAAUGGUGAGUGGUCCAGUGGCGGGACUUGCAAGAGGACAGUUCCAUUCAAGCCAGGGGAAACCGGCGAUCGAGAAUCGGACAUGAAGAUGUGGAGGAUCGAGAGAGAAGAGUUUGCCAAGGCAGUUGUGCACGACAGGCACAACAACGCCGGCCGUCUGAAGCUGCUCGACACAUUUGAGCUCUCACUGCAAAGGCCUGACGGCCACCCUGGGCCUUACCGGACGUAUCAUCCUUUCGAGAAGGCAACAUCGGCCAAAGUUCAGAACGACUGCCUGCACUGGUGCUUGCCCGGUCCUAUUGAUGCGUGGAACGAUAUAAUCAUGCAGAUGUUGGCAAUAAACUGAAACCUCCUGAAUCAUCUAAAUUUUGACAAAAAGUGUUGAUUCAGACCUGAUUAUUAUACAUAGGUAAACUUCUUAGCAUAAUCAAGUGCCUUCUUUUUUGGCGCUCAUUGAAGAAUUUCCAGUCGGUAAGUAUCGGUCUCUUGUUGUAGCCUGUCUGAUUGCGGCACCCAUCUGCAGCCAUAGGAAUGUCCCCUGGCCGUAAUUAUCAGUUAUGAACUUGGGUUGUGUUGUACAACUUGAGAUAGUUGAUUUAAAGAGUCAAAUAUAAGUCUCAUCAGCUACUCGUCUUCUGUUUUCAGCUAA